Molecule: messenger RNA, 2273 nt
Organism: Durusdinium trenchii
Lineage: Eukaryota; Dinophyceae; Suessiales; Symbiodiniaceae
Source: the annotation of a GenBank genome assembly
AGCAUCUUCCCUCAACACGAUGGGCUGCGCAACUUGGUGACAACAUAUUCCUAGGAUCCAACAGACACAUGCUUCUCAAAGUCCAGAGCACACAUACUUAAUUGGGCCCAAUGCUUCAAAGGCUCAGGAUUUGAGGAGUCAAGGAAGCAAUAAAUCAAGUGGAACACUGGAACACGUUCAACAGCUUUUUCUUGUUCUGUGCAAUUGUCCCCUUCCUCCUCACACGUGUUUUUUCAUCAUGAUCUCAAGUUGCCAGUUGUGCUGUGUCCAGUGGCAGCAAGCGGAAGCAUUUCAUUUCAUGCAAAGCAUCGACUGUGACAUUGCAUCCUUGUCAAGAUUGGCUUGAGAUAGAGAUUGGUAGGGCGGCACGCGAUGUUGGCGAGUCUUCGCUGUCGACCACCAGGAUGUGGGAGAACCUUGAGAGAGGGCUCGAUUGAAGAGUUGGACAUUGAGAAAGAUGAUGGACCAGUCCAGCCGUCUCGGGUGUAUCCAAGCGCCAAAGACAGGCCAGCUUCGCUUGCCUGUGGCAUCGGACCAGUUUGUCGUUUCUCUGAACCAUCCUUUGGGGAGGAGCUGCUCAACCCAGGAGACACAGUGCCAUACCAGGCAAGCAAUGCAGCUUCGCUUCAGCCAAAGAUCGAUCUUCCUCCAGAUUCAACUCCAUACGUUGUGCUGGAAGGUGAGGAGUCUCCUGGACAUGAAGCAGAGAAGCUGGUCCAAGAUUUGGCCACUGUGAAAGAGAGUGUGGGCCAAUUGAACAAGUUGGUCAGCUUCCUUACAACCAUAGCUUUGAUUACAACGAUUGGCCUCUUGUCUCUCAUGUACCGCGACCUUAGCCCAGCAAAUCAGAUUCUUGCCAAAAGGUACACUCUGCUUGCCACAAUUCCUAUUGUGGCCUUGCUGUUUACCUGGUUCCACAUUUGGUUGGCAAUCCAAAUGAUGUUUUUGCCUCUAGAGUUUCAGGGAAUCUGGCAAUACAAGUCAACCGGCAUGGGCAUUGGUUGGCAAGGCCUGGUGCCUCGAAAGUGUGAGAAGAUGGCAAGGAUGUCUUACAAGUGCGCCCGUCCCUUUUUGGAGGGGCCUCGAGACUGGCUUAGUCGCGUGGAUUCCAAGAAGCUUGUGAGCGAAGUGAGAUCUGAGCUUCGUGUAGUGAUUGAUGGAGCGAUGGGACAUGUGCUGAAAAAGUAUUAUCCACGCACUGACAACCGGAUGCCUUCAUCCAUGCGAACUCAGCUCACAGAACAAGCCUUGGACAAGAUCCAAGAGACAUCGCCUUUAUUGUGGAAGCAAUUCACAAAUCAUUUAUGUGACGAUACAUAUGGGAUUGACAAUGACGGAAUGAUUGUGAAGGUCUUCACAGAGAACAAGGAAUUGUUAAACCAAUUCUUUCUGACCUUGGGUGACCGAGAAUUCCGUUUCAUUGAACAUUGUGGUGCGGCAAUGGGUUUCUUCUGUGGGCUUUUGCAAUUGCUGGCCUUCAACAACCUAAGCAGCACGGGUCGCGCUAUAUUCUUGCCCGUCACAGGCUUCUUGUUGGGCAUCGUGACCAAUUGGCUUGCAAUCCUCAUGGUUUUCAAGCCGUGCUUUCCCAAGCCAAUCAAAGUGUGUGGUUGGCACAUUUGUGAUAUCCAGGGACUCUUCUUGAAGCGGCAGCCUGAAGUUUGUGUGCUUUACUCGAAGAUGCUGAAAGACAAUUUUCUGUCUUUCAACAAGAUCAUUAGUUAUUUGCAGACACUUCCAGAGCUUUGGGAGCGGCUGAAGAUAGCUUACACUGAGCAUAGUGCAAAAGUUCUACGACAGACUUUGGGCUCCUCUGCAACUUGGCUUGCAGAGUGGAUGAUUGGGCCAGAAGGCUAUCGUGAUCUUGAAGAAGAUCUAAAGGUGGCCCUUGUGGAAGGCCUCUACAAAGCUCAUCGAUUGCAUGCACUCUCCUCUCAAUACAUCUCAAGAGUGACAAACAUAGAAGCCCGAAACAGAGAAUGCCUGCAGCGAAUGCCUCCAGACGAGUUUGAGAACUUGCUACAUCCUGUUUUCCAGGAAGACGAGUGGAUUCUCAUCUUGCUUGGCGGAGUUUUGGGAGCAAUCGUGGGCAUAGCACAAGUCUACGUUCUCUCAGAGUGAAUCUGUGCCCAUGAUAAGGACAAAGGAAAAGCUAGUGACAUGAAGUGUGCGUCAAGCCAGCAAUGGUCUUGGCAUUUUCCUGAACAGUCAGUAUAUCCUGCCAAAGGCAGCUUUGGACUACAGCGACAGUGACAUGCAGAAAAUUACUGACA